AUGCAGCUUGAGAACGAGGCACCGUGGACGGCGGAAUUGGAGGGCAAAGCCACAACAACUUCUUCCGCAGCUUCCCGUACUAACGUUCAGACCGUAGGUGCCGCGCCAAUGCAGGCUGUGAGUGCUGCUGUUUCUCCGGUGAUCCUCGACUUCACCGGACCAGAGUUUGUUCCCAGGCACAUUCCAACCAUCGACAUGCCGGCACCGCCCCUGCCGCCGUACGAGGUAUAUGUCUCUUCCCACUGGAAGCGGCGCGUUGCGAAGGACGAGCUGAUGACCGGCCUUGUCGGUGCUGGGCGCUACACGCUGUUNUCUUCCCACUGGAAGCGGCGCGUUGCGAAGGACGAGCUGAUGACCGGCCUUGUCGGUGCUGGGCGCUACACGCUGUUGACGCUUUCAGCGUUCUUUGAUUUGGAAUUUUAUAUGGUGAACUGGACAAAGGCGGAGACAAUGAGUUGGGGCAAAGGCGCUGGAUGUGAAUUCCUUACGAAUGAGAAGAAGUGCGUUGAAAACGGUGUGUCUAAGUAUCCCGACAUGUUCUGCACCGAUUCCACCGAUAAGAAGCUACGGUGCACUUCUGACCGUCAGUCAUUGGGGACGUGCAUCAUUAAAGAGAAUGAAAAUAUCCCUACUGAAUAUAGUUACUUCGAGAAGAACGAGGGUGGCAAGAAGCGUGGCGGCAGGCGAGAGGACAUGAUGGACUACUGCCCCAUCAUUGUGGCUGACAGAGGCUUCAGCUGCAUUAAUGGCAACGAGAGCAACAUGCCUGGGAGUCUGAUUCGCGAGGAUUCGCGGUGCGUGGAGGGCCAGGGUCUGAUGGUGGAGAAGAAGGAGAUUGGUGACGUGUGCGUGCAGAUGAAGUGCACUUCCCGAGGUGUGUACUUCCGCGUGGCCGGCAGCAACACCUGGUACGGCUGCCCUGCGGGUGAAUCGCGUAACGUUACGGGAUUGAGCACCGUGCUGAGUGGCAGUAUUGUGUGCCCAAACGUGUCUGAAGUGUGCCCCACGAAGCUGCCGCGACAGAGGAGGCGCAGCGGGAGACCGGGGCGCCACAUACCGUCCGGCGUGUUGCAGAAGCUGGCGAACAUCUUCCGCGGGAGAAAGAGCACGGGCAGUGGCCUGGAGGAUAACAAGAAUGUGGAGGGAAGUCCUGUGAUCAGUUCUAAUGAGGUCAACGUGCCUAAUACUGCAGCGGGCACCGGCACGAGGACUUCGACCGAAUCCGUUCAGACACGUACGGACGAAAAUACUUCUGUUGAUGCGUCGGUCGUGUUAACCGAAGGUACGUCUACUGAUCAUUCUGGCUCCUCCGCCAAACAAAGCGGCAGCCGUCAAACUGAGGAGGCCACUGAGGGAUCUCGUUCGGACGGACACGCAGUGGACCCAUCCGCGGCAGAAACCAGUCAUUCAGCUGUGCCAGGCACUCGUAAGAGCAUUAUCAAAGCGAAUGGCAAGAGUCUUGAUGUCAACCUGAACGCUGACGGCAGUGCUGCUGCCUCCGCAUUGAUGCCGCUUGUGUUGGCCGUCGUGGCCGCCUCUGCGAUCAUGGCACACUGA
Molecule: messenger RNA, 1557 nt
Organism: Trypanosoma grayi
Lineage: Eukaryota; Euglenozoa; Kinetoplastea; Trypanosomatida; Trypanosomatidae
Product: surface protease GP63
Exons: 1
Coding region: 1-1557 (518 amino acids)
Biological process (GO): cell adhesion; proteolysis
Cellular component (GO): membrane; cytoplasm
Molecular function (GO): metalloendopeptidase activity
Source: RefSeq, a predicted model, not a curated record